AUGGGAGACUGGUCUUUUUAUGACUACAGCCCCACCAAGGUGGGAGCGGUCAUUGCGAUCAUCUGCUACGGAAUCAGUGCUGGCUACCACGUCUUUCAACUGGUAAAGAUGAAGUGCUACUUUUUCACAACAUUCACCAUUGGGGCAAUAAUGAUGACUUUGGGCUAUAUACUUCGUGCCGCUUCGGCCGGGGACACGACCGCCUUGGCCCCCUAUAUCGGACAAAAUGUCUGCAUCUUACUCCCACCCUCUCUUUACGCCGCUACUAUAUAUAUGAUAUAUGGACGUAUCGUGAUCUACGCCGGAGACCCGAAACUAUCCAUUGUGUCGCCGCUAAAAGUGACCAAGAUUUUUGUGAUUGGAGAUGUCCUUGCAUUCCUGACACAGGCCUCCGGUGGCGGUAUGAUGGCGAUCUCCUCUAUGGCGCGCAUGGGACAGAUCAUUACCAUCGCCGGCCUUUUUAUCCAACUUGUCUUCUUUGGGGCAUUCCUCACGAUCUCGAUUAUAUUUGGGCGGCGGGUUCAGCAGACCAAGACGGCGCUGCGUGGCUUGCCGUAUGGAACUUUGCUCUAUAUUUUAUUUGCUGUCUCGGGUUUGAUCAUCGUUCGGUGUCUUUAUCGCAUUAUCGAAUUCUGCCAAGGGAAUGAUGGGUACCUGAUGAAGCACGAGGCAUUUAUGUACGUUUUUGACACGAUCCCAAUGUUUGCGGUUCAGGCUGUCUUUCAUUUCUACCACCCCGGGAAGACUUAA
Messenger RNA from Penicillium arizonense, 750 nucleotides. RefSeq names its product RTA1 domain-containing protein. Gene Ontology annotation, cellular component: membrane. Bases 1 to 750 code for a protein of 249 amino acids. NCBI's taxonomy places the organism in Eukaryota, Fungi, Ascomycota, Eurotiomycetes, Eurotiales, Aspergillaceae. The transcript is spliced from 3 exons. The record is from RefSeq and is a predicted model, not a curated record.